GUUUGAUUUUAUUAUUAUUUAAGUUUGUUUUUUUUUUUUUGUUUUUUUUUUUUUUUUUUUGUUUGUUUUGGUAUGGGCUGACACAGCCAUUAGAAAAAAAUCCUCGUGUUUUUCUGGGAAAAAACUGUUCCAAGAAGCCCUAAAGAUUUUUUAUCUAAAACACUGAUCUGCGUCUUGACGCACUGCCCUGGACUGUUUUUGUGUGUGUGUGUGUGUGUGUGUGUGUGUGUGCUUAAAAUGGACUUAGAGGACCUGCGGUGGAGGGUGAAAGGGAUCUACCAUCUGGAAACAACACAGUGACAAAACUAGAACAACUAAGAUAGAUAAAACCGGCAUGGCCUCAGUUCUGGACAGCGGCUGCUCCAUGGAGCUGAACAACUGGAACAGCAGUGUGAGCAGCUCCGGAGCUUCUGUGCCCUGCAACCAGAGCGUCCGAGCGCUCGCCCCCUAUACGCCUGAAGCCACGGCGGCCUUCGCCACCGCCAUAACAUUGAUGGUCGUCUUCACCAUCGUAGGGAACAUCAUGGUCAUCAUCGCUGUUCUGACCAGCAGGUCGCUCCGAGGUCCGCAAAAUCUGUUUUUAGUAUCACUGGCAGCUGCGGACAUUUUAGUGGCAACGCUCAUCAUUCCAUUUUCACUGGCCAAUGAACUGCUUGGCUACUGGUAUUUCAAGUCUCUGUGGUGUGAGAUUUACCUGGCGCUAGAUGUGCUUUUCUGUACUUCCUCCAUUGUGCACUUGUGCGCCAUCUCAUUGGACCGGUAUUUGUCAAUCUCCAGGGUUACUUAUGGCCGUCAGCGGACUCCCAGACGGAUCAAAGCCGCUAUUGUGGUGGUGUGGCUCAUCUCUGCAAUCAUCUCCUUCCCCCCGUUGCUCUCACUUAACAAAAGUGAGGGAGGUGACUCAGGGAGUGAUAGAGGACCUCAGUGCCAGCUGAAUGAUGAGCGCUGGUACAUCCUCUACUCCACCAUUGGCUCUUUCUUCGCCCCAUGCCUCAUCAUGAUCCUGGUCUAUGUACGAAUUUACCAAAUAGCCAAACAGAGAACACGUUGCCCACCAGGGGAGCCCAGGAAGGAUGGGGUUGGCUGCGCAACACCAAGUCAGCCUCCACGACAUUUACAAGCCAAUGGGAAGAAUGAUGAAGACAGCACACCCCCUUCAUCCAAGAAAACCUCAAAUGCCAGGCCUCCCACCCUUGCUAUCACCCCUUCUCCAUCCCCAGGAGACUCAGAAACCCCCCCAAAUCCCACCACUAAUAAUCUCCUGCAACCUCCAUCCCCUUCUCCAGCCAUGUCUCCUGUCACAACCUCCCUUGAUACUUCUCCUCAUGGGCCCUUAACCCCCUCUUCUGUGCCCCAGCCUGCCCCCAAAACCAAGGAGGAGGGGAAGAAGGGCAAGCGUAAAAAAGCUGACAAUAACAAUGGAGACAGCUCAAGCACAGAGAGUGAUAUGGAGCACAGCCAUGGAGGGGGUCGUGGCAGCACCAGCAUGCCAGGGUCACCUGCCGGCGGGGGGAUUCAUUCUCCAGCUUCAGUCAAGCGCUACCGGGAUAUGAUCGCCACUUCAAAGGGGGCUCGGCUGGUGCCAGGGAGAAAGUCACAAAAAGACAACAACCCUGGGGCAGCAAGACGUAAGGCGAUGGUGAACAGAGAAAAACGUUUCACCUUUGUUCUGGCAGUGGUCAUUGGUGUCUUUGUGGUGUGUUGGUUCCCCUUCUUCUUCUCCUACUCUCUACAGGCGGUGUGUCCAGAGACCUGCCUCAUCCCAGAUCCACUCUUUAAGUUUUUUUUCUGGAUUGGCUACUGCAACUCCUCCCUCAACCCAGUCAUAUACACCAUCUUCAACAAAGACUUCCGAAAGGCUUUUAAGAAGAUAUUGUGCAGAAACACUAAGGGUACAUUUUUUUAGCAAAUAGACAAGAAGAAUAUAGACUUAAAAAAAAAAAAAAAAAAAAAAAAAAAAAAGAGGGUACUCAUGACAUUAGGCAUGAAAAAGCAAUCAUUUCCAUUUUUUCAAAAUACUUAAAGGGCUGUUUUAAAAAUAUGUUGGACUGUGGAAAUUUCUGCCUGCAUGAAAUUGAGAACUGAGAGACACUUUUGCAGCAACAGUAUCUAAAAAGGCAACUUGGACUGUGAAAUUUCUGCUUGCAGCUGAUAGACAUAAAUAUUUGCAGUGUGUCAGAUUAAAACAGGACAUGAAAAAGAAGCUAAGCAGGCGGACUCCUUUAAACUGCUUAGCACUUUGGUACUGCUGAUAAGAAUUUGAAUGCAACAUUUUAUCUCCAGAUCACAUUGACUAAUGGAUAAUACUGAAAGACAAAGUGGUGCAUCACUGAGAAAAUGUACAAAUUCUAUAAAAGCAAGCAGGAUAACACAUACAAAUAACUCCCCAAUGUGAAU
Messenger RNA from Melanotaenia boesemani (Boeseman's rainbowfish), 2397 nucleotides. It is a transcript of the gene adra2b, whose product is annotated as adrenoceptor alpha 2B. The transcript is spliced from 2 exons. Gene Ontology annotation, cellular component: membrane. Gene Ontology annotation, molecular function: G protein-coupled receptor activity. The record is from RefSeq and is a predicted model, not a curated record. The coding region runs from base 335 to 1906 and encodes 523 amino acids. Gene Ontology annotation, biological process: adenylate cyclase-activating adrenergic receptor signaling pathway. Lineage: Eukaryota; Metazoa; Chordata; Actinopteri; Atheriniformes; Melanotaeniidae.